Messenger RNA from Ambispora gerdemannii, 474 nucleotides. Lineage: Eukaryota; Fungi; Glomeromycota; Glomeromycetes; Archaeosporales; Ambisporaceae. The record is from the annotation of a GenBank genome assembly.
AUGUCUUCUCAGAGACUCAAAACACUUCUAAAAACAAUUAAGCAAUUAUCGUUCAAUAUCUCUAAUUGUCUCCCUAUUCCACUCAUUUCCACUGUUAAUGCUGAGAGGCGACUUGCCUGGUGUCUCACACAUAAAGACUGGACAGCUCGACAUUUUCGUCGUGUUUUGUGGUCAGAUGAAUCAACAUUUUGCCUCUUUCAGCCACAUGAAGAAUGGGACAUUGAAUGUGUGAGUAGUACUGUCAAGCAAAGUCCUAGUCUGAUGCACUGGGGUUGUUUUUCUUGGUAUGGAACUGGCCCUCUCGUCGCGCUUAAUGGCUCUGCCACUGGUAAGUCUCACGUUGAAAUUCUUCGUAGGUACGUUUUGCCAACAUUAGAGACCUACCCAGGAAAUGUGGAUCGUGGUCAGCCUUGGUUUCGACAAGAUAAUCUCACCUAUAAGCCGAUUUUACGUCAUUUUGACGAACUAUUAUAG